Messenger RNA from Cavia porcellus (domestic guinea pig), 1308 nucleotides. RefSeq names its product sialic acid-binding Ig-like lectin 14. NCBI's taxonomy places the organism in Eukaryota, Metazoa, Chordata, Mammalia, Rodentia, Caviidae. The record is from RefSeq and is a predicted model, not a curated record. Gene Ontology annotation, biological process: cell adhesion. Gene Ontology annotation, molecular function: sialic acid binding. Gene Ontology annotation, cellular component: plasma membrane.
CUGGCUUCACCCCCAAUGUCAUGCAACACAAAGUUCCUCUUUGAUGGCAGCCACGGCUCUCCUGCACCCACUGCUUCCUGCCUGGCUUCCUCAUCCCCAGCCACAGCUGGGCAUUUCUUCACCAACAGGAACCUGCCUGGCCCAGAGCCUGGCAGAUGCAGGAUGCUGGCUCUGCUGCUGCUGCUGUCGCUGAUGUGGGCUGGGUCCCGAGAAGAGGAUCCAGGGUACCAACUCCGGGUGCAGGGGACGGUGACAGUGCAGGAGGGCCUGUGUGUACUGGUACCCUGCUCCUUCUCCUACCCCUCCAGAGUGUUCUCUUCCUCCGGAGAGUUCUUCAUCUCCUGGUUCAGAGACGGGAGCCACAAGGGCUAUGAAGAUCCUGUGGCCACAAACCAUCCACAUUAUCAAGUGAAGACGGAGACCAAGGGACGAUUCCACCUUGCUGGGAAAGUCCAGAGGAGAAACUGCUCUUUGAGCAUUACAGAUGCCAGCCUGGAGGACGAGGGAAGUUAUGUCUUCAGAAUAGAUACAAGGAAGACAACGUAUCUUUAUAGGGAUAAGAAGCUGAAUUUGCAAGUAACAGCUCUCACAGAGAAACCCAUCCUCCACAUUCCCGAGCCUCUGGAGUCCGGCCACCCCACGCGCCUGAGCUGCAGGCUGCCAGGAUCCUGCCAAGGGGGGCAACCCCUUACCUUCUCCUGGUUGGGGGACGCCCUCAACUCCACAGACCCCAGAAGCCUGAAUUCCUCAGUGCUCUUUCUCACCCCACGGUCCCAGGACCACAACACCAGCCUCACCUGCCGGGUGAAACUUGGAGGAUCUCAGGUGACCACGGAGAGGACCAUCAGGCUCAGGGUCUCCUAUGCUCUGAAAGACUUCAGCAUCAGUAUCUUCUUCCAUAAUGGACAGAUAACAGCUGUGAAGAUGCUGAGCAAUGGUACCUCCCCGUCUCUCCUGGAGGAACAGGCCCUGUGCCUAGUCUGCAGGCUUGAGAGCAACCCCCCUGCCAACCUGACCUGGACCUGGAAGAGAAAAGCCCUGUGUCCCAAACUGGUCUCUGGAUCAGGAGUCCUGGAGCUGUCCCAUGUCAGGGCUGAUGAUGGAGGGGGAUUCAUCUGCUAGGCUCAGCACCAACUGGGCUCCCAGCACUUUUUCUUGAACCUCUGAACCUCUCCUUCUUCUUGCAUCUGUAAGGCUGAGAAGCAGGAGGGCUCCUGGCCCUUGGUCCUCACCCUGAUCAGAGGGAGCCUCAUGGGGGCUGGCUUUCUGCUCACCUAUGGCCUCACCUGGAUCUACUACACCAGGUGA